Molecule: messenger RNA, 1877 nt
Organism: Odontomachus brunneus
Lineage: Eukaryota; Metazoa; Arthropoda; Insecta; Hymenoptera; Formicidae
Product: serine protease snake-like
Exons: 5
Coding region: 777-1775 (332 amino acids)
Biological process (GO): proteolysis
Molecular function (GO): serine-type endopeptidase activity
Source: RefSeq, a predicted model, not a curated record
GAUGUUUAUACAUGAAAUAUGCUAUGUAUAUUCUAAUGUUAUAUGCGUGGUUUCGAUGAUUUAAAAGUAGUAAUUAUAACUUUCACGACAAACAACGGCCAGGUCAAUCGAAAAAGUUCGAAGAUGAACAACUGCCACCUCUAUUGGAAGAAAACCCUGCUCAAACACUUAAAUUGGCUCAACAGUUUAAAGUCAAUAAAUCAACCAUUUCACGACGUUUGCAAGCCAUGGGAAACAUCCAGAAAGAAGGGAGGUGGCUGCCAUAUGAACUGACUAAAAAUGCCAUUGCCAAUCGUUUAAACAUCUCAACUUCCUUGCUUACAAGAUAAAAAAAAAGUUUUUUGUGGCGCAUCGUGACCGGCGAUAAAAAAUGAAUCUAUUUUGACAAUCCAAAACGCAAAAAAUCAUGAAAUUGAAUUCUGGCCAAUUAUCAAUAUCGACUACAAAACGAAACAUCCAUAGUCACAAAGCAAUGCUCUCUAUUUGGUGAGAUAUGGAAUGUGUCGUCUAUUAUGAGCUACUGAAACCGAACGAAACAAUCAUCGCCGAACGUCAUCGAUAACGAUUGGAGCGUUUGAAUGAUGAUUUGAUACAACAAACGACUAUCAAUUGCAUCAAAUCGUCGAAAAGUGAUUCUUCUCCAUGACAACGCUCGGCCCAUGUUGCUAUAGCCGUAAAACAAACACUGAUGGAACUCGAGUGGGAGGUUCUCCCGUAUCCAGCAUAUUCUCCGGACUUGGUCCCAAGCGAUUACCAUCUGUUCCGAUUGAUGCAACAUGCUCUGGAAGACACAUACUUUCUUAAUUACGGAAAAGUCAAAAAUUGUUUUGUUGAAUGGAUUGACUCAAAAGACAGAUCAUUCUUUCGUCGUAGAAUUCAACUUCUAUCAGAAAAAAUGUGCGGAAAACGCAGAAGCUGUUUUUGGUUUAGAGUUACCACAAACUCUCGUACUUGAUCGAACUCCCGUGAACGUAUCGAGAUGUGCCCUAAAAACACGCAAACUGAUCGUUGGAGGUAAAAAAGCUGAACCAAAAGAAUUCCCACAUAUGACGGCUAUCGGAUAUGACGAUGGCGAAAAUAGCAUAAGGUGGUUGUGUGGGGGCAGUUUGAUUUCAGACAGAGUUAUUUUAACAGCGGCUCAUUGCAGUUAUAGUACAGAAUUGGGAGAUGCGAAGUGGGCACGAGUCGGCGAUUUGAAUCUGGCACAGACGAAUGAUGACGCGCAACCGCAAACUAUCCGAAUUAUAGAAAGAAUAUCACAUCCUGAUUACAAACGCCCGUCGGAGUAUCAUGAUAUAGCCAUAAUGAAGUUGGAAACUUCAGUUACUUAUAAUGCAUGGGUGAGACCAGCAUGUCUUCCAAUUGAUUUACCCGAUAUUGGUUAUGAUGGCAAAGCAGUUGCUACUGGAUGGGGACGAGUUGAUUGGGCCGAAGAAGAGGGCUCAGACAAUCUACUGAAAGUAACACUCAGCUUGGUUUCUCACGCGUCUUGCAAUGAAAGCUUUUUCGAUGGAGAUAACGCCCAACUUGCAUUAGGCAUUGUUGAUAAAUGGCAAAUAUGUGCAGGGGAAUUGGGAAAAGAUACUUGUCAGGGAGACAGCGGAGGACCACUCACCAUCUUCAACAUGAUUCAUGAAUGUAUGUACAAUGUGAUUGGUGUCACUAGUGUUGGACGACUGUGUGGAAGUAUCAUACCCGGUGUGUAUACCCGAGUAUAUAACUACAUUCCUUGGAUAGAGAGAGCUGCAUGGCCGGAAUACUUUAAAAAAAACUAGUAGAAUUAAGAAUUAAAUAAGAUGUAAAUCUUUUUUGUAUAACACAUACAUUAUUUUAUAUAACACAUACAUUACACAAUAAUACAGUUGUCUUUACGAGAA